This is a messenger RNA of Eriocheir sinensis (Chinese mitten crab), 1494 nucleotides long. RefSeq names its product methionyl-tRNA formyltransferase, mitochondrial-like. The transcript is spliced from 5 exons. Gene Ontology annotation, molecular function: methionyl-tRNA formyltransferase activity. The record is from RefSeq and is a predicted model, not a curated record. The coding region runs from base 246 to 1490 and encodes 414 amino acids. Gene Ontology annotation, biological process: biosynthetic process; conversion of methionyl-tRNA to N-formyl-methionyl-tRNA. Lineage: Eukaryota; Metazoa; Arthropoda; Malacostraca; Decapoda; Varunidae. Gene Ontology annotation, cellular component: mitochondrion.
GGAAGAUUUGUAAUGGAUACUGCUUGUGUUGUUUUAUUUUUACAGGGUGUGCCGAUACGAAGGCCUGACUCUCCAACGGCUCACCUGUACAGCAAGAGCAAGAGCAAGAGCGAAUGUAAACAAACAAAAUCCCGGCUUCAAGGCGUCCACCUCCCAUACCAUCUUGCAAAUGUAUUGUGUCAGACUUCAAUCCACUGUAUAAGGGCCUGGAUGUAUCGGAGCAGCCCAACAGAAGCGGUGCCAGGAUGAGAUGGUCAUUACUUCAGGCGGUCUCCAAGCGGCAGUGUGCCUCGCGUUGGAAGACGUCCUGUUACCUACACAGCCCUAAGAAAUAUUACUCGGAAAAGAGGUUACCAGAGGAUUCUGCCGAUUACCAUAAGAGAUCUCCGCCAUGGAAUAUCAUGUUCUUUGGCACUGAUGACUUCUCUCUCAGGAGUCUGAAGGCACUGCACACCGCGCAACGGACAGGGGACUUGAUAAGAAGACUGGAUGUUGUUUCAGUGUUGCUGAAGAAGUCCACUCCAGCAGUGAGGCGAUAUUGUCAAAAAGAGGGACUGGAGGUGAUUGACUGGCCUGUGGUUGUGCCCCAAGGAGUGUAUGACAUUGGCAUUGUGGUGUCUUUUGGACACCUAAUCCCAGCAUCAGUCAUCAGUGCCUUCCCUAUGGGGAUCAUAAAUCUGCAUGGCUCCCUGCUGCCCCGGUGGAGAGGAGCAGCGCCAGUGAUCCACACCCUGCUGAACAAUGACCACCUCACGGGUAUUACCAUCAUGAGGAUUGCACCUCGUAGGUUUGAUGUGGGCCAUGUGGUGAGCAAGGUGGAGGUACAAGUGAAGUGGAACACAAAGUCUAAAGAACUUACAGCACAUCUGGCAGAAGUUGGAGCUCAGGAGUUAGUCUCUCUCCUCCCUAAUCUCCCAGAGCACCUCAACAAAGCUUACCCUCAAUCCUCAGAAGGUGUUACUAAAGCUCCAAAGGUUGACGAGAGAGCGUCAAGGGCCCAGUGGAGUGAGUGGUCCUGCAGCGAUGUUCAGGCCCGUUUUCGUGCACUGGACGACUACAUGCCAUUGUGGACGCUGUGGCAAGAGAAGCCUGCCAAACUAAGGAGUAUGGUGAUGCAGCAGGAAUGGUCCAUGAAGACUAAAGAUACAGAGACAGAUCUGCCAGCUGAAAGUGAUGGAAGUGAGAAGAAAAAUGGCACUCAAAAAUUGGUCACUGAUGAUAAAAAAGUGAAAAAUGGCAGUGCGGAUGCAAACAGUCCUAGAAACUAUGGUUGUGAUUCACUUGAUAAUCAGAGCCAAAAAAUGGAUGAGACAGAGGUACCAGGAAGAGUAGUGUACGACAGAAAACAAAGAGUAAUUAGGGUUCACUGCAGGGAUGGCUGGGUUGCCUUCCAACGUGUGAUCCUCAAAGGGCACAGACCAAUGACUGCUCAGGACUUUUAUAAUGGCUUCAUUACUAAAGUCCCUAAAGAUUCUCACAUGUUUACAUGAUCAC